Sclerotinia sclerotiorum 1980 UF-70 is the source of this 225-nucleotide messenger RNA. RefSeq lists its product with no specific name. The transcript has 2 exons. The coding region runs from base 1 to 225 and encodes 74 amino acids. NCBI's taxonomy places the organism in Eukaryota, Fungi, Ascomycota, Leotiomycetes, Helotiales, Sclerotiniaceae. The record is from RefSeq and is a predicted model, not a curated record.
AUGCAACUAGCCUGGCUUGUCGAGUUAAAUCGGUACCGAUAUAGAAUUCCUCGGGAUUUUGGUAUCUUCUGGGAUCGCAAAAAACACUUGGCACCGGAGAACAUGAUUUAUCCAAAGCCUCAAGCUUCAAGAGGGUACCAAAACAAGAAGGCGACAGCACAAUCCCUCAUUCAUCAGCAUGUGACGCCGGCUUAUCCCGUUUCUGAUACGAACUAUUUACUGUAA